AUGUCUCCAGCAAUUGGAACGAGUUUUAAACCAUAUCAACCUUAUACGCACCGUCUGCGUAAAAUUCUUGAAGAAUAUCCUGAUGGUUCACAAGUUCUUCGUGAAAUUCUCCAGAAUUCCGAUGAUGCGGAGAGUACUGAGCAAAUUUUCAUCUUGGACCAUAAUACUUAUCCGUCAAAUAGUUUAUUUAAACCGGGCUUGAAAAAAUUUCAAGGUCCUGCAUUAUUAGCAAGAAAUAAUAAAUAUUUUGAAGACAGAGAUUUUAAGUCUUUGUUGAAAUUGGCUGAUAGCGAAAAAAGCGAUCAAUUUGAUAAGAUUGGAGUAAUGGGUGUUGGAUUCAAUUCAAUUUAUCAUAUCACCGAUUCUCCUACUUUCAUUACCGGUAAUAAUUACGUUAUUCUUGAUCCACAUGAGUGGUAUUAUGAUGGUGGUGAAAAAUUCGACUUUGUCAAAAAUAAUUUGGUUGAAGAAUAUCCUGAUCAAUUUGCUCCCUUUGGAAUCCAGUGCAAUGAAUCAUUUAAAGGCACCUUGUUUCGUUAUCCCCUUCGCACUGAAACCGAUUCUGAAAUCUCUACGAAAAUUUAUAAGCCUAUCGAAAUCUUGGAAAUGUUUCAGAGAUUUUACGAAAACAAAAGCAUUAAUAGCUUAUUGUUUCUAAAAUAUAUUGAGAGCAUUUCUUUUUUUGAAUUAAAAAAAGGUGCUACUGAGCCUGAAUUACUAUAUACAAUUCUAUUGGAAAAUGCCGAUGAAGUUCGAGAAAAACGUCGGUUGAUAGCAAAAAAAGUUGGACCAUUGAUGAAUUCAUUAAAUUCGGGUGAACUUAAUGGAAAUAAUCAAUUAUAUACGUCUUAUAUCGCAACAUUUUGUCGUCAAAAAGGAGAUUCUAAAGAGAAAAGGACAUGUUUGAUUUUGAAUUAUCUUGAUGACUUGCUCGAAACUGAAGUAUAUUUUCAAAGUAAUUUCAAUAGAAGCAUAAGAGACUACAAGUUUAUCCCCAACGUUGGUUUAGCCGUUCCUUUAAAUGAUUUGUCGGCUGCAGGAAGGUUAUUUUGCUUUUUACCUCUUCCCAUUUAUAUGCCCUUUCCCGUUUCUGUGCAUGGAUAUUUCGCGAAGAUCUUUUCAAAAAUUAAAGACUGUUAUUGUUUGAAAGAUGAAGUUUUAGUUUGUUUUGUUGCUCCAAUUCUGGAUUAUGAAGUUACGAACAAUAACUUUUUGAAACAUUUGAAAUGGAAUCUUUAUCCUGACGUUAAAAUUGUUUUAAAACAAUUAGAGUUUUGUCGUGAUGUAGCACAACCAAGGGAUAUAAAGACAAUUUGUAACGCUAUUUAUAAAUACAUGGAUGAAAUGUGUCAAUCAAGCGAUGAAACUUUUAGGAGAGAAUUCGAUUUUAUGAAGCAAAAAUUGGAAAAUAAACAGUGGAUUCUUUGCGAAAAUACAUUUUAUUCAACCGAUAGGGUUUUCUUCAACCUUUCAGACGAAUUUAGAAGUUCCUUGUUUGCCAAACUUCCUAUGGAUUACGCAAGGACUUUAUUUAAUGUUAUGGGGGUUCGAAAUGAAGUUGGAAUCAAGGAUUUAAUUUUGAUUAUUAAGAAUAUGAUGAUGGAUAAUGAAGAUAGAGAAUUUCCAGAAAACGAGAUAACAAAUAAUGCAGAUGACGCUAAAGCUACGCGGUUUUCAAUAAUAAUAGAUGAAAGGGAACAUGAUACUUUUAAAAAAUCUUUAUUUUCAGAAGAAAUGAAGGAUUGGCAAGGCCCUGCAAUUUGGAUAUACAAUGACGCUAACUCAAACAUUCUACCCUUGAUCGAACAUGGAGGUUAUGAUUGUGCUUUUCAUAUUACAGAUUUACCAAGUAUUGUAAGUGGGAAAUAUAUUGCAUUUAUGGAUCCAAAUGCAAAAUUUCUUCCGUCACCUAGAAGAAAUAAAGUUGUUAUUUUUGAUUUUAUUGAAACUGGCUUUAAAGAAAAGCUUCCAGAUCAAUGCUACCCUUUUGAAGCUAUAGAAGGGUGCGACUUUUUAAAAGAAUUUAAGGGAACAUUAUUAAGGCUUCCUCUUAGAACUCUGAGGCUUGCAGGGCAAAGUGAAAUUUCGGAAGAAAGUUUCAAAAUUAGAGAUAUCAUGGGACAAUUUAGAAAUGUUCAAGGUAAUAAAGAGAUUCUCUUUUUGAAAUAUAUAGAAUCUUGUAGUCUGUAUCGUAUUGAAGAACAAAAAGAAGCUCCUCAAAUGAUAUGGCAAGCGCAAAUUAAUCAUAUGUUGGAUACUUCUGGUACCGAACGCAAUCGCGUCAUUCGUAAAACUUUAACGGAUAGGGCGCAAAUAUACCAAUUUGGCAUUGAAAUUAAUAAUAUCCACUACAGAGUUUCAGAAAUAUGGCUAUUGUGUACAGGAGGACAUGACAAUACCAACUCGUUUCCAAAUCCUCCUGAAAUUAAAGGCGAAAUGUUUUCUCGUAUAAAUAUGCCAAUAUGUACCAAUUUGGGAGUCCACCUAAAUGGAGACUUUUCUUUAUCCAGUGAAGGAAGCAAUAUUCUGCAAGGUGAUAGCGGAAAAAGGGUAAUACCAAAUAAUACACUCAGUGCUUUUGUGAGUGCCAAUGAAUUAUAUGAUAUAAACGUACUUUUAUUCCAAAAUAUUUUUGCAGAUAAAGACAAAUUUUUACCAUUAGAAUUACUAAAUGAUCCUGUUUGUUUAAGAGCACUUGUAAGAAUUGGACUUAAAAGUCGAGUAGAUUGUAAUGCAUAUAUUGAAUGCGCACAAGAUAUUAAAUUGCAGAUUGAAAAUAAUGAAGAUUCUGUUAAAAAUCGAGCAAAAUAUUUAGUACGAUAUUUAUAUGAAAAUACCGAUACUUUGAAUUUAAACGAUGAACAAUGGGCAAAAAUUCUGCAAAUCAAAUUUGUUCCAUCGGAAAAGAAUUUAGAUCAAUUCUAUAAGAACCCGGAAAUAACUUCAGGAUUUGAAACUUUAGGAUCCCUUU
Funneliformis geosporum is the source of this 2971-nucleotide messenger RNA. NCBI's taxonomy places the organism in Eukaryota, Fungi, Glomeromycota, Glomeromycetes, Glomerales, Glomeraceae. The record is from the annotation of a GenBank genome assembly.